Messenger RNA from Castor canadensis (American beaver), 5144 nucleotides. The record is from RefSeq and is a predicted model, not a curated record. Lineage: Eukaryota; Metazoa; Chordata; Mammalia; Rodentia; Castoridae.
AAAGCCAGCCUUGGGUUAUAGUGACACCGUGAGUCUUGCUAUGGAAGCCAGCCCUUGGAGUUGUCUUCAGAAGCAAGCAGCUUGGGGAAGGAGUGUGGUUGACUUUUUUCUGGUGAUAACACAGCUGGGAUUCUGCAGUGUUUAUAUUGUUUUCUUAGCUGAAAAUGUAAAGCAAGUUCAUGAAGGAUUAUUGGAAAGCAGAGUGUUUGCUUCGAAUACUUCCAGUUCAUCUAGUGCAUGUGAGAGGAGAACUGUGGACCUGAGGAUAUACAUGCUUUGCUUUCUUCCAUUUGUAAUUCUUCUGGUCUUCAUUCGUGAGCUAAAGAAUCUGUUUGUGCUUUCGUUUCUUGCCAACAUUUCCAUGGCUGUCAGUCUCGUGAUAAUUUACCAAUAUGUUGUGAGGAACAUGCCAGAUCCCCACAAUCUUCCAGUAGUGGCUGGUUGGAAAAAAUACCCACUUUUUUUUGGUACUGCUGUAUUUGCCUUUGAAGGCAUAGGAGUGGUCCUUCCAUUGGAAAACCAAAUGAAAGAAUCAAAACGCUUUCCUCAAGCAUUGAGCAUCGGCAUGGGGAUUGUCACAGCUUUGUACGUUACCUUGGCUACUUUAGGAUACAUGUGUUUUCGUGAUGAGAUCAAAGGCAGUAUAACUUUAAAUCUUCCCCAGGAUGUGUGGUUAUAUCAAUUGGUGAAAAUUCUAUAUUCCUUUGGCAUUUUUGUGACAUAUUCAAUUCAGUUCUAUGUUCCAGCAGAGAUCAUUAUUCCUGGAGUCACAUCCAAAUUUCAUGCUAAAUGGAAGCAAAUCUGUGAAUUUGGGAUAAGGUCCCUCUUGGUUAGUAUUACUUGUGCUGGAGCAAUUCUCAUUCCUCGUUUAGACAUUGUGAUUUCCUUUGUUGGAGCUGUGAGCAGCAGCACGUUGGCCCUGAUCCUACCACCUCUGGUUGAAAUCCUUACAUUUUCAAAGGAGCAUUACAACAUAUGGAUGGUCCUGAAAAAUAUUUCUAUAGCAUUCACUGGAGUUGUUGGCUUCUUGCUAGGUACAUACAUAACUGUUGAAGAAAUUAUUUAUCCUAGUCCUAAGGUUGCAUCUGGCACUCAACCAAGCCCUCCUCCAAAUACGACUUCAACAUGCUUAGCCUCUGGCUUGAGGUAGAAGAAGCAGAGCUCUGAGUCCUCUGCUACUAUCUCAGUUCUGAAAAUUGUUAAAAGAAGAGCCAGAAAAUACAUCGCCGUUUCUUAAAAAUAGUGCCGAGUACACUGUUGGGUUGGUAGAGCAUUCAGACUGGACAGUAAACUAAGUCUUUCACAGCAGUGCUGUACCAUUAGAGACCCUUGGUUUUAUGCAUUAGGUAUAUAGUUUUUAAAAGUUCAUUUUUAAAUUUCAAAUAUAAAAAAUUAAAGAAUAAAAGCACUCUAUUAUUCUUCAUAUAAACACUUUAACCCAAAUUUACCUCUCUUCUCCCUGUGUUCUUCUUUUGCUGCUGAGUUGAGAAGGUACAGGAUUUCAACUAUAAGGGAAUUAAAUAAGGCUAUAUAAAUACACAAUUUUUCCAGACCAUCCAAGUGAAUGUCAAAGUAGACUUUAUGUAUAAUAUAAAGUGCAUUUGUUAUGUUUUUAUUAGAUAAACAAUACUUAUUAUUAGCUGCAGCAAGUGUAGAAAACUCCGACUAAUCAUAAUACAAGCAUCAGAAAAUCCUCCAACUUGGAAUUAUUUUAAUGCUGCACUGUGAUGGUAAUUGUUCUUCAUACCAUUUGAGAAGCACUAGGCCAGAUUCUGACUUAGUGUUUCAGUCAGAUUUGACAGGCCUUUGAAGUUUAUCCAGUACAACCAUCUUAUUUGCCGUUGGAGGAAAUAGUCUCAGAAAGGUGAAGUAACUUGUUCAAGACCUCUCAGCCUUGAGAUCAAGAAAACCUGAUCUGAUUCCCAGGCCAAGAAUUUGUUUUUCACAUCACAUCGAAGAAGAAUCAAUUAUGUUCUGUUUUAGUGUUGAGUCUAUUUAAUUCUGUUUCUAAUAAUUUUGCACUAUGGCUUCAUAAACCUCAGAAAAGAAAGAAGUAGUUGUCUUUGAAACAGAAUCGAGACACUAAUUGGUGUAACUGCUGGCUGGUAGAACAAGCCCAGUUACAGUGUUUAUGACUUGAGUUCUCCUUGUGUUUCUUAACUUUCCUUGGUUUUGUAGGCAGAAAAUAGUUAUUUUGACAAAAUACGUGAUUUGUGGACUCUUUCCAACCUUGUGGCUUUCCUUACCACAGUCUUUUACUGAUCUGGAUGUGCAGGAUAAAAGAACUAUGAAAUGCAUGCUUAGGUUCUUUCCUAAACAACAACAAACUUUCUAAUAUUGAGACACUCCAGGCAUCUUCCAGAGAAGUACCUGCUAUUACUCCAUAUUUUUCAAGCACACAAAUCUCAUUUGAUGGGGAAGAUGAAAAAUUACUAAGCUUUUAAAGCAUUCAGAAUAGGAUUGUCUCCUGAUAAUCUAAAAAGAUUCACACUUUAAAUCAUGAACUUUUUAAUCAGCUUGAUAAAUAUAGUAUUCUAAUAUAUAAUUCUAUGAGAUGCCAUUAAGCUCACUGUAUAUAUUCUCUAUUUUUGUACGUAAAUGUUAACUUAUUCAGGUAUUUUUUGCUUACAUCAUUAACUGGUCAUCAAAUAUGAGCCUACAGAUACAUCAGAAGCUUUAUUUUGGUACAAAUUCAUAAGAAUACAUUUUUAAACAUUUAUAUUAGAUAUUACCAAUAAUUGUCAUAAUUUUAUAUUAAAUUUGUUACAUUGAGUCUUUAGCACACUAGGAGAAUGUUAAAGAGGUCAUAGGAAAAGUAUCUCAGUUGUACUAAGAUUGUAUAGUGUUGAAUCCAAGAAUGAAGUAGACAUUUAAAAAUUUAUAACUUGGUAUAAAAUGAGUUGAAAAUCAUUACUUAAUAGAAAGCAGUAUUAGGUUUUUGUCACCUGUCUUUAUAUGGUAUGGCUAGUCUGUGCACAGUUUUAUCUUUGUACCUGUUUAUUUCCUUGUGGAAUUAAAUGCAAUUAAAUUUUGAAUAGUUGAUCAUAGCAAUAAGUAAUUUGUAAAUUCAGUGCAAACACAUCUUGAGCAUUAUUGUCAAGGAGGCUUUCUUAUUCAGUGAGAAGGCUGAAUUGAAUCAACAUCCAAUAUCAAAGUCACUCAAUUACAAAACCUUAAAUACAAGAAAACAGUUGAAAUGCAGAAAGGAAGAAGGGCUAAAAAAGGAGAAAGUUUUAAUCCUUAACAAGAAACAUUAUUUAGAGGCAAAGUGUAAGUGCACUCUUACUAAGGACUUUUGACAAUAUUUUCUCUGAUAUUUAGUUUUAAUGAGUCUAACAUCCUCUAAAGAUACUUUGAUUCUGUCGGUUGUUGCUUUUGUUCUGGAGCCUGGAGAAAUGAGAGCAAUUACACCUGUCAAAUUCCAUAUCUGCCGUCGUUUGAUCCAUCACAUUGUGACUAGGAUGACCUCAGCAUUUCUCUGUUACCACCAUGAAGACUCUUCUGAAAGGUGAACCUUGUCUGAGAGCCACCUGCGUGGGUGAGUGAAGAAAAGCUGUGUUACCUGUGAUGAGCUGUCACAAACCAGUUCCCUCUGUUCCCUUACCCAAAAGAGUUGUCAGCAUUCCAGUCAACUUGUUGGUGCACUGGUUCGCAGAUUUGCUGUCAGAGGAUCUUUUCCUCACAUGGCCAGAUUUCUUCACAAUUCAAGAAAUAAAAAUUAGGGAUUGUUUUUUGUUGGUUAAAGACCAGUUUACAUGGUAUUUGCAAAAGGAAGCAAGUACUGUAUUAGCAAAUGCCACAUUAUGCUUUAGUUCUGCCUUAUGGGAUUCUUUAUUAAAAUCAUUUCCAACUCAGACAACGCAGUACGUUUUUACGAGCAGCUAUGAUAGUGUAUGUGCUGUAAAUUUUGUAGCAGGUUUUGAUUUUAUUCAGUAUUUUCAUAAUAGUUAUACUUCAAAGUACUGUAAGAUGCUAAAGUCCUAUGUAAAUGCCAUUUUUAGGGGUGGAAAAUCAUAGGUCUUACCAUACCUUAAUGGUCACAUCUCAUGUCUUUGCCUUAGAGUCAACACAGUAUCUGAGUAGUGCAUUUGUUUACUGACAGCAUGUACCCUAAAAAUGUCAUCUUGUCCUCGCUUCUUAUUCUUCAUUUAAGAGGGAGGACAUAGGAAUAGAGCUAUGGAAAUAAUAAAUAAAAUUAUUUAAAUAAUACCAGUGGCUCAAUAAAGACUGUCUGUUGAGAAAUACAGUAACAUCGUAAAAAUGUGCAGUGUUGACAAUGUAAAAUAAGUUUUUAAAAUGGGGUUUAAAUUUUUUAAUUUAUUUUUACUUUUAUUACUAUUAUUUUUUGUAAAGACUUGCUAGGCAGGUGCUCUACCUCUUGAGCCAUACUGCUAGCCCUUUGUUUGUUUGUUUGUUUGUCUGUUUGUUGUUAGAUAGGGUCUUGCUUUUUCUCUGGCUUGCCUGGGACCAUAAUCAUCCUGCCUGUGUCUUCUGAGUAGCUGGGAUUGCAGAUAUACACCACCAGGCCUGGCUUAAAAGUGGGUUUAUUUUAAUCACUUUGAUUCAACUAGCUUCCCUUUUCUAAGAAAACUGGAUAAAGUGAUCUAAUAGGUAAAAUAGGGUAUCUUCUAACACUAAAUGGCUGAAUGCGAUAGUUAAUACUUAGCCAGAAUUGUUUCAUGUAAUAUGUGCUAGCCACACACCAUUCUGAAACUGGUUGGUUUUGAUCUAAGAGAUUAAAAAAUAGGAUUAAGAAAUGGUAUUUAUUGCCCUAUGAAUAGUAAAAUGACAGAGUACUCUGAUCCUUCAUGUUUAUUAUUAAAAUUGGCUACUUUGUACUUGCACAUGUGCAUACACACACAUGAAAUAGAAAUAGUAAUUUGCUAUUUAAACUAACCCAGCUGUACUGAACAGAUCACUCUAAAACUAGUGCAUUGGAGUUUUCUUGCUGAGAGAAAAAUAUGUGUUUAUACCCUGAAUAAAUCAGGUUAUAGAUUUUCAUGGUUUUCAAAAAUGGUUUUGUUAGUUUGACUGAAAACUAAAUAUCAUUGAGCUUGAGUCAGUUCUUUCAUUUUUCUUUGUAAAAGAAUAUGAAAAAGUCUGUACUGUAACUUUUCAGUUUUUAAUAAAAUACAAUUGUUUUG